Messenger RNA from Dentiscutata heterogama, 235 nucleotides. The record is from the annotation of a GenBank genome assembly. NCBI's taxonomy places the organism in Eukaryota, Fungi, Glomeromycota, Glomeromycetes, Diversisporales, Gigasporaceae.
CCGGACAGGAACGGUUCUUUAACCAAAAAGGCUCUUCUUAUGUUGGCAUACUUAAUUUUUCCCCUAUCUAUCCUCUCUAUGACUCGUCUUGAUUCUGUCAGAUCUAAAUUUGGUCUCGUAUUCUCGGCCGUAGCUCAUGUGUUUGCUUCGUUGAUUAUGUCUCUUAGCAUCUGCGCUCUAUUUGGUAUCACAUUAACAUUUGCCUCUGAAACUAUUACCUUUUAUCCUCAUCCUG